Messenger RNA from Talaromyces marneffei, 1302 nucleotides. RefSeq lists its product as uncharacterized. Gene Ontology annotation, molecular function: glucan endo-1,3-alpha-glucosidase activity. The record is from RefSeq and is a predicted model, not a curated record. Lineage: Eukaryota; Fungi; Ascomycota; Eurotiomycetes; Eurotiales; Trichocomaceae. The coding region runs from base 1 to 1302 and encodes 433 amino acids. The transcript is spliced from 4 exons. Gene Ontology annotation, biological process: mating projection tip cell wall disassembly.
AUGCACCUCAAACCGCUCGUUCAGGUAGCUGCCGUUCUCGCAUCUGCAUUUCCCAUAUGCAAUGCUUCAACUUUACCAAGAAACAUCAGGCGCCAGACAUCAGCAUCGAAAUAUGUAUUUGCGCAUUUUAUGGUCGGCAUCGUCGAAAAGUACACUUUAGAUGACUGGAAAUCCGACAUGACCACAGCAAUGGACAUCGGAAUCGACGCAUUUGCACUCAACUGCGCCAGCGUUGACAGCUACACCCCUACCCAACUAGCGCUGGCCUACCAAGCCGCUGAAGAAGUCGGUUUCAAAGUCUUUAUUUCCUUUGACUUUGCCUACUGGACAAAUGGAGACACUGCGAAUAUUACACAGUACAUGCAGACUUAUGCGGGCCAUGCGGCUCAGAUGCAAUACAAUGAUGCUGCGGUUGUUAGCACAUUUGUCGGUGAUAGUUUCGAUUGGACGCCCGUCAAAGCUGGGACAAAUCAUUCUAUCUGGGCCUUGCCGAAUUUGCAGGAUCCGGCUGAAUGGUCGAGUGAUGCUCAACGGAGUGUGGACGGAGCAUUUUCGUGGUAUGCGUGGCCGACUGAUGGGGGGAAUAGUAUCAUCUCGGGGCCUGUGACAACCAUCUGGGAUGAUAGAUAUAUCUCAGAUUUGGGAAAUGCUACAUAUAUGGCUCCUGUUUCGCCUUGGUUCUCUACCCAUUUCAAUACUAAGAAUUGGGUAUUUAUCUGCGAGGACCUCCCCACCCGCCGCUGGGAUGAGAUAUUGUCAAUGCAACCAGAUCUUGUCGAGAUUAUCACAUGGAAUGAUUACGGUGAAUCCCACUACAUCGGCCCUUACUCAGCAGCCCACUCAGACGAUGGCUCUUCUGAAUGGGCUUCUGGAUUCCCACAUGACGCCUGGCGCGACCUCUACAAGCCCUACAUACAAGCCUACAAAUCCGGCGCGUCAGCACCAACCAUCGAUACUGAGGAAAUAGUAUACUGGUACCGCCCUACGCCCAAGGGAGUCACAUGUACCAACGACACUCUACCAGCUCCGAAUGGGAUUAAUUUACUCUCUGACAGCAUUUUUGUGGCGACUAUGUUGAAAGAAGCCGCUACUUUGACUGUUACGAGUGGUGGGAACGCACUAGUUAGCAUUGAUGUGCCUGCUGGUAUCACGACGUCGAAUGUGACGAUGGGUGUUGGUGAGCAAAGUUUUGUGCUUAGUCGGGAUGGACAAACGAUUCUCAAUGGUACUGGUGGGUUGAGUAUUGUUAAUACAUGUGAGACGUAUAACUAUAAUGUGUACGUUGGAUCGGUGACAGCAUAA